Messenger RNA from Pieris rapae (cabbage white), 732 nucleotides. Its product is annotated as dynein regulatory complex protein 8. The coding region runs from base 129 to 722 and encodes 197 amino acids. Gene Ontology annotation, molecular function: calcium ion binding. The transcript has 6 exons. Lineage: Eukaryota; Metazoa; Arthropoda; Insecta; Lepidoptera; Pieridae. The record is from RefSeq and is a predicted model, not a curated record.
UUAGACGUUGCUAAGUAACAUUUUAUUUGUAACAAAUGUGGUAACUUUUGUUAGCGCUGCUGUGUUUGGGUGGGUGGUGCAGGUUUUUUAUAUUAUAGUUUAGAAUCUCGUAUUAAAUUCUCGUUUAAAUGGCGCGAAAAGAAGAGCCUAAAAUUCAACCUAAUAAUGAUCUAGAGAAGAGAAUAAUAGAGGCAUUCGAAGUAUUCGAUCAUUCCGGAAAGCAAGUAGUUGAUGUGAGAGAAAUAGGAACCAUAUUACGAUCUUUAGGAUGUUGUCCCACAGAAGCGGAAAUACAAGAAGUUAUACUUGCUACAGAAAACAAGGAAGCUACCGGAAACGUACCACUUGCAAAUUUUCUACCAUUUAUGUGUAAAGUGAUGAUAGAACACAGGUUUUACCCUGCAACAGCAGAAAUGUUGCUAGCUGCGUUCCGAUAUUUUGAUAUCGAAGGACGAGGGUAUCUUUCAAAAGAGAGGUUUACGCAACUCAUGCUUGAAGAAGGAGAACCAUUUACACAAGAAGAGUUUGAAGAAAUGAUGCAAACGGCUCUAGAUCCUGUCACUGACACUAUUACUUAUGAGUAUUACAUCAACCAGCUCAUGGUUGCUCCUAAAGACGUUUAUAAUACCGCUGAUGAAAUGGAAGCUGAAAGAAAAAGAUUAGAAGCGGCAGCUCCUAAGAAAAGACGAGCAUCUUCACUGCUUCGUGCUGCUAAAAAUUAGUUUAGCCAUU